This is a messenger RNA of Colletotrichum paranaense, 1377 nucleotides long. Its product is annotated as major facilitator superfamily transporter. Gene Ontology annotation, biological process: transmembrane transport. Bases 1 to 1377 code for a protein of 458 amino acids. The transcript is spliced from 2 exons. NCBI's taxonomy places the organism in Eukaryota, Fungi, Ascomycota, Sordariomycetes, Glomerellales, Glomerellaceae. The record is from RefSeq and is a predicted model, not a curated record. Gene Ontology annotation, cellular component: membrane. Gene Ontology annotation, molecular function: transmembrane transporter activity.
AUGUCCGACACAUCAGACUCAUCGAGGAGCCGCGGCCCCAGCGCCGAACUCCCUACCACCACGGAGAAGGAGAAGGAGAUCCAAACAACCACCGGCACGGCCACCGCAACCGACGAAGAGGAGACCUCGGAGGCAGACGAACACCAAGUCCGCGAAUGGUCCGCCGAGCACGACCUCGUCUACCCGGAAGGCGGCUGGACGGCCUGGUCCCAGGUCCUGGCCGGCAACAUGCUCAACGCCCUAGCCUGGGGCUACCCGGCCACUUUCGGCGUCUACCAGCUCCACUACACCGAGACCCUGCGCCUGCCCGCCUCGCAGGUCUCGUGGAUCGGCUCCGUGCAAAUCUUUUUGACGUUCGCCGUCUGUACCGUCUCGGGCCGGCUCACGGACGCCGGGUACGCCCGGCACGCCGUCUCCGUGGGUUGUGCCUUUGUGGUGUUUGGAUCAUUCAUGACGAGCCUGUGUACGAGGUAUUGGCAGAUUAUGCUCGCGCAGGGGAUCUGUACCGGCCUGGGGCUGGGCGUGCUGUUCAUGCCGGGCGUGGCUAUCAUCGGGUCGUAUUUUAAAAAGAGGCGGUCCCUAGCGCUCGCUGUUUCGGCGACGGGGACGGGAGUGGGGAGUUUGAUCUUCCCGUCGACGCUUCAGUAUCUCAUCCCGCAGGUCGGGUUCCCCUGGGCUGUACGGUGCUCGGCGUUCGUCGCGCUCGGCGUGGCGACGAUUGCUAUUGCUCUGCUGAGACCUAGACUCCCUCCGAGAAAGGCUGGGCCUCUGUUGGAGUGGUCGGCCUUCCGGGAGCUGCCGUACAUCUUGUACACCCUGGGAGUAUUCUUCUACUUCAUGGCGCUGUACUUUGGCUUCUUUUACAUCAACACAUACGCCCGCAAGGUCAUAGGAUUCUCCACAACAGAGUCGGUAACGCUUCUUCUCAUCACCAACGGAAUGGGCAUCCCGAUCCGGCCCAUCGUUGGCUGGCUAGCCGACCGCCACGUCGGCCCGAUCAACAUGUUUGUCAUGACCAUGUUCCUUCUGGGUUGCAUGGAAUUCGCCUGGAUCGGCGUGGAGACGAGGGCAGGCAUGUACGCCUUCAGCGUCUUCUACGGCCUGUCCAACGGCGCGACGCAGGGCGUUUUCGUCGGCUCGACCGCCAGCCUGACGACCGAUCCGCAGAAGAUGGGCACGCGGUUCGGCAUGGUCGCCACCAUCUCUGGCUUCGCGACGCUGGCUGGGCCGCCGAUCGCGGGCGCCAUCAUCGACAGGUCAGGGGGCUCGUAUCUCGGGGCUCAGGUUUGGGGCGGCGUCAUGAUGAUUGCCGGUGCGCUGACGGUGGGAGCGGCGAGAACGGCCAAGGCGGGCAAGGCUUGGGGGGCGAAGUUGUAG